GGGGUAGGGAUUAUGUCAGAUUAACCUUUCUAGCUCGCACGAUUGCUAGGGUUUCUCUUCACAAAUCUCAAUCCAAUACAACACAACAGAAAUCAACGGUUAAAAUUAGGGUUUCACUUCAAUCGAUCUAUCUACGCAUCUUAAUUUAACCUUUUUGUAUGUUAAUUUAUAUCAAUGGAUGCUACUUCAUGCAUAGAUGAUCUCAACACGCUCUCAUCUUCAUCAUUACCUUCUCAAAUCCAUCAAAAUGAUAGGAACGUGCUUCAUUUGCUGGCAAGAAGAGAGAUAGCUCCUAGAACAGCAAAGUGCUUGCCAAAAAGGCAGCGGGGAGAAGUUUCUAAUCACAAGCAUCAGUCAUCUGUUAAACCCGAAAGUGAAAGAGUGAGAAAUUCCAAAAGUGAACUUCUUUCAUGGGUGGAGGCUGAGUCAUUGCGGUGUUUAUCAGCCAAAUAUUGUCCUCUGGAGCCUUCUCCACGAUCAACAAUUGCAGCUGCAUUUAGUGCAGAUGGGAAAAUUCUUGCUUCUACUCACGGUGAUCACACUGUUAAAAUAAUCAACUGUCACACUGGAAAAUGUGAAAAGGUGCUUAGUGGUCAUCGAAGAACUCCUUGGGUGGUCAGGUUCCACCCAUUGCAUCCAGAAAUACUUGCCAGUGGAAGCUUGGAUCAUGAAGUUCGAUUAUGGAAUGCAAAUACAUCGGAAUGCAUAGGGUCUCGUGAUUUUUACCGCCCUAUAGCUUCUAUUGCCUUCCAUGCUGAAGGAGAACUUCUUGCAGUUGCCGCAGGCCAUAAGUUAUAUUUCUGGCAUUACAAUAACAGAGGUGAGGGUUCUGCACCUGCUAUUGUAUUGAAAACAAGGCGCUCUCUUCGUGCUGUGCACUUCCAUCCACAUUCCGCUCCAUUUUUGUUAACUGCCGAGGUCAAUGAUCUCGACUCUUCGGAUUCUACAAUGGCACAUGCAACAUCUUUGGGUUAUUUGCAUUAUCCCCCUCCAACUGUAUAUAUGGGAAACAUGCAUUCCAUUGACCGUUUAAGUUUAGCUGCAGAGCUACCAUUAAUGCAUGUACCUCUCUUCUUCUCUCAUCCUCAUCCAAAUACCGAUCCAAGGCCACAACUACAAACCGUCAACAGGCCAUCGGAAUCUUCAGAUCGGCUUCAAGUUCUUGCAAACGCAACAGAACUGUAUGAACAAAUGAUGGCUUCUGUUCCUCCAUCUAAUCCAAUAGAUGUCACUGGAGCUACAAAUAUGGAUAUUCCUGAACCGAUGCUUAGUCAGAUGGGCGGUUGGGAGUUACCUUUCAUGCAAGGAUGGUUGGUGGGUCAAAGUCAACAAGCCGGCACUUCAUUGCCACUUGAGUUAGCGGAGGGUUCACCAGCUAUGCCAUAUGGUUCGAACCCAGUGGAUCCAGAAAGACAGCGUGUGCAGGAUCUUUCUUCAAAUGGUGCUUCUAUUUCUGCAUCACAACACAGACAAAAUGCUAUUGUUACCGAGACAAACGGUGGGAAUGAUUCUUUCCCGAUAAUUAGUCGAAUACAGAGUCAACUUUCUGCGUCAUUAACUGCUACUGCUGCUGCUGAGUUGCCGUGUACUGUAAAGCUAAGAAUCUGGCCUCAUGAUUUUGAAAAUCCUUGUGCUUCUCUUAAAGCUGAAAGAUGCCGUCUAACAAUACCACACGCGGUACUUUGUAGUGAAAUGGGGGCCCAUUUUUCACCAUGUGGGAGAUAUCUAGCUGCUUGUGUUGCAUGUGUGCUUCCUCAGUUUGAAGCGGACCCAGGGUUACCAACCCAACUCCAUCAAGAACGGGCUUCAACUUCUCCAACAAGGCAUCCAAUUUCUGCCCGCCAAGUGAUGUAUGAACUUAGGAUAUAUUCACUCGAGGAGGCAACUUUUGGUUCGGUACUUAUUUCAAGGCCAAUUAGAGCUGCCCAUUGUUUAACAUCCAUCCAGUUCUCGCCCACUUCUGAGCACAUAUUGCUUGCUUAUGGUCGACGUCACAGUUCUCUUCUUAAAAGCAUUGUGAUUAACGGGGAUACCUCGUUAUCCAUUUACACUGUUCUAGAGGUAUAUAGAGUUUCAGACAUGGAAUUGGUGAGUGUGCUUCCAAGUGCAGAAGAUGAGGUUAAUGUAGCUUGCUUUCACCCCCUUGCUGGUGGAGGUCUUGUUUACGGGACCAAGGAAGGCAAGCUUAGAAUCCUUCAGUAUGAUGGUGCUCAUACUACCAGACCCGAUCACUUUUCUGAAGCACAAGCAGCAGUUGAGGUAGAACCGUAGUAAUACAGGUUCAGGCAUAUGCUUUAGAAUGUUAAAAAACCCACGGUGAUAUUUCACAUCUGAGGUGCGUCCUCAAAACGAACGAAAGGAACCGCGACCAAGUAUCUGAAGCCUAUGCAGACAACUGAAAAUUGGGAGUGGUUCAGUUUUUUUACCUGUUUCUAUCCUUCUCUAUGUUGAGCAUUUGCUUGUAUUUGCCAUGUAGGCAGUUACCAAAUUGUAUACACGGUUUGGAUCCAUGAAUGUAUAUUAUCAACUAUAGUUUGCGCUAUAAGAUGUAUUAAGAUUUCUGGUCUUGGUCAA
Molecule: messenger RNA, 2574 nt
Organism: Helianthus annuus (common sunflower)
Lineage: Eukaryota; Viridiplantae; Streptophyta; Magnoliopsida; Asterales; Asteraceae
Exons: 15
Coding region: 175-2271 (698 amino acids)
Biological process (GO): autophagy
Cellular component (GO): intracellular membrane-bounded organelle
Molecular function (GO): protein binding
Source: RefSeq, a predicted model, not a curated record